Messenger RNA from Adineta ricciae, 279 nucleotides. The record is from the annotation of a GenBank genome assembly. Lineage: Eukaryota; Metazoa; Rotifera; Eurotatoria; Adinetida; Adinetidae.
AUGAAAAAAGCUGUUCUCAGUCUUGUUCUCAUAUCAAUUUUCAUAAAUAGCAUAGUCUCCUCACCAACAUCUAAUGCAGAUGCAUCAUGUGCGCCUUACACCUGUAUUGUCGACACAUCAUUCUGUUUUUGUGGUGUAACACAAACUCCUGAGGAUCGUUGCUGUAAAGCUACUUGUACGCCGUGUCCGCCUGACUUUAAUGUUAAACCAUGGCUUACUAUCGAUUGGAGUUCAUUCACUUUACCUCCAAUUCAAUUUCCAUUACUUCGUCGAGGAUGA